Messenger RNA from Pseudophryne corroboree (corroboree frog), 8082 nucleotides. RefSeq names its product supervillin (gene SVIL). Gene Ontology annotation, molecular function: actin filament binding; phosphatidylinositol-4,5-bisphosphate binding. Bases 49 to 7041 code for a protein of 2330 amino acids. The transcript is spliced from 41 exons. NCBI's taxonomy places the organism in Eukaryota, Metazoa, Chordata, Amphibia, Anura, Myobatrachidae. Gene Ontology annotation, biological process: barbed-end actin filament capping; actin filament severing; cytoskeleton organization. The record is from RefSeq and is a predicted model, not a curated record. Gene Ontology annotation, cellular component: cytoplasm; actin cytoskeleton.
UCCCGCCCGAGCCCCAGCAGCAGCAGCAGCAGCCCGGAAGAAGCCGGCAUGCCGUGCAGGAGCGCGCACUCCCGGCAGCUGACAAUACCAGGUUUUAACAGAGAAGGAUCAUUCCGACCUAGAACUUCACAACUCCGGCAUAGGAAAACACCAAGUUUUCAGAAUAAUUUUGGCUGUGGAGUCCUUGGAGAUUUGGAAAAAGGCUCAAACGACAUUGAUGCACAUUUAUUUGCUGUACUUCCUAAAGUUUCAGAAUUAAGAAAACUCUUUGAGCCCAGCAGGAAAGCAGUCUCAGAGAUGAAGAGAAAGGAGAGAAUUGCCAGGCGAUUGGAAGGCAUUGAAAAUGAAGCCCCCCCUAUAAUGUUACAGAAUCGAUUACUGGAGGAAGACACCCCGAGAUAUACGAGAGCCACAGAUGCUUAUAAUCCCCAUAUAGGUCAUGAAACUUAUGACGACACGUCAGAGUCUUCAGUAGAAACGCAUUCUAGAUUACGGUAUCAUUCACAGUCUGCAGAUAAUCAAUCUGAGACUGCUAGUAUUCCGGGACACAUGGAUGCACACGAACAGGAAUCCAAAGCGGAAAGGAUAGCUCGGUACAAGGCAGAACGCAGGCGUCAGUUGGCUGAGAAAUAUGGACUCCCUAUGGACUCUGAAGGAGAUUCCGAAUAUCAGUCCAGGUAUACACGAACAAGGAAUGACAGCGAUACUUCAGAAAAGAAGUCAGGCAUUUGUGAUGAUAAUGAAAUGAAGGAUAACAGUUCUGAUUACUUGUAUCGAGCAGAGAACAGGGAGCCGAGGCGGGUUCGUCCCACUGACUCUAAACAUGACAUUAACGAAAACUUGUCUGCCAGAGAUGCUCUACAGAACCUGGAUAAUAACAACCAAUUUUGUGGGAUCUCCUCAAUAGAUGGCACUACUUCCUUUUCUGCAUCAGGGCAAGGAAAUAUUUCUGGCGACGCACCACGAUCACCAAAGUUUCCUCGCCGUGCAUCUCAGACCUCUCCAAAGCACUCUUCGUCCCCUAGUUUUUCUACUGAGCAGCAGGUGGACACAAGGCAAGGUUCAGGGAAGCAGAAACCAGAAUGGUUCCUUCAGAAAGAUUCCGAUGGGGACACUGCGUCUCUCAUCAGCUGGCCUUCCAGAGUAAAAGUUAGAGAGAGACUUGUGAGAGAUGAGAACAUGCAUGGGAGUCCAAAAUUUGACACAGAACCUUCUACCCAAAAGAAACAUCAUGCUGCCCCCGUCUACUAUAUGCCUUUUCAGUCAGAGAACUCUGCCUUCGAUAGGGUUUAUAAGCAGCCAAACCAUCUCCGCCAUCCUAUCCAUGGCUACAUCCAGCCAGCCAAUGUUGCUCGUAUACCGAAGAUAGUGUCACGGACAGAGUCUGAUAAUGUUAUGGUGUCAGCAUUUACUACCUCAUUAAAAAAUCCCAGAGCUGUCAAUGAAGUGAAUGUUGAGAAGACUCGUCAGGUUUAUCAAGGUAUGACCACCACACUUGAGCCCCUCAAAGCUGAGACUAGUAAUGGUAAACUGCAUGGCUCUUUUGAUGAAAAGCCAAUCAAUAUUUUAUGGAAUGCCAACAAACAGAAUACAGAUGAAGUGCUGGCACCGAAAAAUCAACAGUCCUAUAUUUCACAAACUGUUUCCCCUCUUAACAAGACCCCUGAUAACAUGGGAAAAACUGAAGCCAUGAUGUAUCUACAAAGCAACCAGACAACCUCACUCCCAGCCAAAUCUAUAGGGCAACCUAAAGAAAUUUCCACCAUGAAGCAUAAAAUGCUUGUACGUUCCCUAUCUGACUCUACUGGGACACAAAAGCAGGAAGCUUUUAAAAUUAAGAAUUCAGAUGAAGAAAAAGGGAUGGUUUUUUUAGGCACUGAAGAUAGUUCCCACAUUGCCAACGGAGAAGCUGGUUCAGUCAACACGAAGGUGUCUGUGGCUCAACUUAGGAGUGCCUUUUUGGAGACUGCAAACUUGAGCAAAAAGGCUGACCCUGAACCUAAAGUUGAAAUGCCAAUGCCAGGUGUUGAUAUGAGCACCUCCAAUGAGCAGGAAAGAGGCCCACGGAGGCCAAGACUCUAUUUCUCUCCUGGGGACAAUAGAAAAACUUCUGAAAGAUUUAGAACUCAACCUGUAACUUCAGCCGAGAGAAAAGAAACAGAUAGGACAACGUUUUUUCCACCAGUGCAGACAGCUGAAGAUGAAGCAAAAGUUGAUGAAAGAGCAAAACUCAGCGUGGCUGCAAAGAGGCUCCUGUUUAGGGAAAUGGAAAAACCUCUGGAUCCAAACACCACUAAGACACGUCCUAGAAAUGCAGCUGUGGAGAGAAGGCUGCGCCGUGCGCAGGACAGGUCCCGGACCCAGCCUGUGACCACAGAAGAAGUGGUGAUUGCAGCGACCAAGCCUAGCCCUGCAGCACACACAGUGACUACACACACUGUAGCCCCAAGGGUCCCUAGCCCCUCUGUAACUAAGAGUUCUGUGCACCGUAUCAGUCUGCAGGCGUCUGCACACCAGAAAGCUGUGUCGAAGACUGAACCGGAAUUGGCUAAAGAAACCAGUGUUGAGCAAGAUAUCCCUGAAGAGCCGGACUCCUCCUCUCUGUCUUUGGCUGAGAAGAUGGCUUUAUUUAACAAACUUUCCCAGCCCAUCACUAAAGAGGUAUCGGUCCGAAGCAGGAUGGAUAUCAGACAGCGAAGAAUGAAUGCACGCUAUCAAACUCAGCCUGUUACUUUGGUAGAAGUUGAACAGCUUAAGAGUGGAGGUGAAAAGAUCGCUCCAUUACCGCAAACCAUUGUAACAUCCGUGGCAACUUUAACUUCCCGCUCGUCGCCUGUGUAUCCUGGGGACAUAAAUGUCACAAAGCCAUCGAAUUAUGAUGAGAGAAUAUCCAGCAUCUCCAGCACUUCAACUGCGCUUCACACUUCAGUGGACUCGGGAAACAUUACAGAGAGGAGCCUGUUGCUGUCAGAGCUGUGGAGCUCUUCUCCUACUGAUAAAGCCAGAGACAAGGAGCUGAAGAAGCCAAUGCUAGAUGAGACCAGGGUGCCGGUGGCACCAGAACGCAGCAUGAGUAAAUGUAGCUCUGCUCGCAAAGAAGCCAUCCAUUCUAUUCUGGACUUGUCAAAGGAGGAAGCGGCGAUAGACCACAAAUCGCUUGGGCAUGUCACCUCAAGUAACAGCACGGUGGAAUUGCUCAGUCCGCAGACACUGUUGCAACCUGCUGUGCUACAAGAUCUGCCAAUAGCAGAAAGCACCCCGCAGGUAGAGCUGGAUGAUUUGCAGCCUGAGAGGACGGCUCUGCAGUCAGACACAAGCUUGUGGAGCGUGAAAGGUGCUAGUGCAGAGAUUGUGGAGCCGGCCUCUCUACCUCUUGGCAGCGCUUCAGCACAGGCAGCUUCUCACACUUCGCCCGCCGUGUCCUGCAGACCACAGGCAGUAGAGCCAGAAGAAGGGAAGCCCUGUGAGAAAACAGCUGAUAUUCCCCAAGCCAUCGAGAUCCAGACAGAGGAGGAUCUUGACAUCUCUGGCAAAAGCAUGUCCAUCCGAGACAGGUUGGCGCUGUUGAAGAAGAGCGGGGAGGAAGACUGGAAGAACAGGAUUAACAAAAAGCAGGAGUACAGCAAAGUAUCUGUCAUAGAGCGCAGCUCUCACACCCAGCUGCAAGAAAUUGAGCAGUCGCUGAAAAAGAAGGAAGAAGGAGAUAUUAAAGAUGAUUAUGUCCACAAUAAUCAGCUGUGGGAACCUGUCUAUGCUUCUAUUUACUCUCCUGCUAUCCCUGCUGCCUAUAAAUGCCAGCACUUUAUUCCCAUACAUCAGGUCAGUAAUGAUAGCAUGAGAGUCUCAAGUCCGGUGAUGUUUGCUGAACGUCAUCCUUGGAGAUGGAAGCAGAGAGCCACUGAUGGCAAUGGACUACACAUGUCCAUUGAGGAGAGGAAACAACAGAUCACUGUCCGAGAAGAGGCCUGGAAGUCUAAGGCUAUUGGAGCUUUCAAUGACUCCACUCAGUUUACUGUUGCCGGGCGCAUGGUUAAAAAAGGCUUGGCCUCACCUACAGCUAUAACACCUGUAGCAUCACCACUGGCCCUUAAACUGAAAUCCACAAAUGUUGUUUCCAAGCCUGCUGAAGAAAUUGAAGCCAAGCCUGAUAUGUCUUUGGAAUCUGAUAGAAAGUUGGAUAAACUAGAAUCCUUCUUGGGAAGGCUGCACAAUAAAGUUGGAGGACUGCAGGACACAACUCUGGCAGUCACCAGUAAAUCUGUGAAAGAAGUUAUGAAACUCGAUGAUGAGACGUUUUCCAGGUUCUACCGUCCCCUGGAAUUCACAGCCAGCUCUGUGCCGUUUGACUUUGAUGAAGACUUUGAUAUUUUAUUUAGCUCUGAGGAACCAAAGUUAACCUCUGCUGUCGCAGAACACAAGCGUGCAGUGAGACCAGUGCGCAAGGUCCAGGCCUCUGGGAACCCACUGCGAAUGCUCGCAGCUCGAGAGGAUAUCCUGCAGGAGUACACGGAGACCAGACUGAAUGUGGCGUUUAUGGAGUCCAAAAGAAUGAAAGUGGAAAAAAUGUCAAAAAAUUCUAAUUUUUCUGAAGUGGCCCUGGCCGGCUUGGCAAGUAAAGAAAACUUCAGCAGCGUCAGUCUGCGGAGUGUCAACCUCACAGAACAACACUCCAACAAUAGUGCAGUGCCAUAUAAGAAGCUUAUGUUAAUACAGAUUAAAGGACGCAGGCAUGUCCAGUCGAGGCUGGUAGAGCCUCGAGCUUCCUCCCUAAACAGUGGUGACUGUUUCCUGUUGAUCUCACCACACUUCUGUUUCCUUUGGGUUGGAGAGUUUGCUAACGUCAUUGAGAAAGCAAAGGCUUCAGAAUUGGCCACCAUAAUUCAGACAAAGAGGGAGAUCGGCUGUAGGGCGUCAUAUGUGCAGACGAUUGAGGAGGGGAUAAACACACAUACUCAUGCUGCUCGGGACUUCUGGAAACUUUUAAGCGGCCAGACAGAGCAUCAGGAUGCUGGAACCCCAGAGGAAGAUGAGCGCUACGAAAAUGCAAUCAUUGAAACAAACUGUAUCUACCACUUACUGGAUGAUAAACUGGUCCCUGUUGAUGAAUUCUGGGGUAAAAUUCCCAGGUGUUCACUUCUACAGUCUAAAGAGGUGCUGGUGUUUGACUUUGGCAGUGAGGUAUAUGUGUGGCAUGGAAAGGAGGUGACAUUGACUCAGCGGAAAGUGGCAUUCCAGCUAGCCAAACACCUAUGGAAUGGGGUGUUCGAUUAUGAAAACUGCGACAUUAAUCCUCUAGAUCCUGGAGAAUGCAAUUCUCUUAUACCAAGGAAGGGACAUGGACGCCCAGACUGGGCAAUAUUUGGUCGGCUAACAGAACACAAUGAAACCAUACUGUUCAAAGAAAAGUUCCUGGACUGGACAGAAAUGAAGAAACCCAAUGAGAAGGCUUUGUGUGAGGAACUCCCAAAGCAAAAGGCAAACGCGCUAGAUCUAUAUAAUGUGGGGGAGAAGCAGGAAGAUGUGAAGGCGUAUGAUGUCAUGCUGAUGGUUCCCGUCUCCCAGGCGGCUGUAGGAACCGUUUUGGAUGGAUUUAAUGUUUACCGUGGUUAUGGGCUCAUUGAAGGAGACGACGGGAGGCAGUAUGAGAUAACGACCGUAUCAGUUGAUGUCUGGCACAUUUUGGAAUUUGAUUACAGUCGGCUGCCGAAACAGAGCAUUGGUCAGUUCCACGAAGGUGAUGCGUAUGUGGUGAAAUGGAAGUACUUGGUGAGCACAACAGUUGGGCAACGGCAAAAAACGGAACAUGUAAGGGUGACUGGAAAAGAAAAGUGCGCUUACUUCUUCUGGCAGGGCCGCCAUUCACCUGUGAGCGAAAAGGGCACGUCGGCACUAAUGACCAUCGAGCUGGACGAGGAGAGAGGAGCGCAGGUGCAAGUGCUUCAAGGGAAAGAGCCUCCAUGUUUUCUCCAGUGUUUCCAAGGGGGAAUGAUUGUCCACGCUGGGAGGAGAGAGGAGGAGGAAGAAAAUGCACAAAGUGAUUGGAGGUUGUAUUGUGUCCGAGGAGAGGUUCCCAUGGAGGGAAAUCUAAUUGAAGUUGCUUGUCACUGCAGCAGCCUCCGAUCAAGGACCUCUAUGAUACUGCUCAAUGUAAAUAAAGCGGUGAUCUACCUUUGGCAGGGCUGCAAAGCACAAAGCCACACAAAGGAAGUAGGGAGGACCGCAGCCAACAAAAUAAAAGAGCAACGUCCUUUAGAAGCCGGGUUACAUAGCAGCAGUAACGUGACUAUAUAUGAAUGUGAUGAAGGGUCUGAACCACUAGGAUUCUGGGAUGCGCUGGGAAGGAGAGACCGCAAAGCCUAUGACUGCAUGCUACAAGAUCCUGGGAAAUUCAACUUCACUCCACGGUUGUUUAGUCUCAGUAGUUCAUCUGGAGACUUCACAGCUUCAGAAUACAUGUAUCCGUCCAGAGAGCCAUCUGUCGUAAACUCCAUGCCUUUCUUACAAGAGGACCUGUACACAGCCUCACAACCAGCUUUAUUCCUUGUUGACAAUCAUCACGAGGUUUACCUCUGGCAAGGCUGGUGGCCUGUGGAAAACAUCAUUACUGGGUCAGCUCGAAUAAGAUGGGAUACUGAUAGAAAAAGUGCCAUGGAGACUGUAUUACAAUAUUGCAAAGGAAAGAAUAGUAAAAAGCCUCCUAAGUCAUAUCUAAUUCAUGCUGGCCUGGAACCGCUGACUUUUACCAACAUGUUCCCAAGCUGGGAGCACAGAGAAGAUAUCGCCCAGAUCACAGAAAAGGAUGCUGAAGUCUCCAAUCAGAUAAUCCUUGUAGAGGACGUUCUGGCCAAACUUUGUAAAAGGCUCUACCCCUUGUCAGAACUUCUAGCUCGCCCCCUGCCGGAGGGAGUAGACCCCUUAAAGCUUGAAAUUUACUUGUCAGAUAAAGAUUUUGAGAUUGCAUUAUCAAUGACCAGGGAGGAGUACGACACGCUGCCAUCAUGGAAACAAGUCAACGUCAAAAAAGCUAAAGGACUUUUCUGAGAGAGCAAGAACAAGACUAGACCUUCAUGGAUUGCUAGAUCCUGCAGAUCUCUUCCAGCUGCCUCACCACUAAGAAACACUACUGCAUUUUGCACUCGUUGUGUUAUUACAUCUGUACACAUUUCAUGUACUGUUGUGUAAAGGACAGUGAAAUGAAGGGCUUUGUUGAAACCCCACUGAAGUCUGGUCAUCACGCUGCCUGUUGAAUCAUGUCCCGUUGUAAAUGUACUAAAGAACUAUUCUACAAAUCAGUGUUUCUCUGAGGAAUCUCGCUACUAUCUACCAUGCACUUAUACAAAAUGCAAACAUAUUCCUUUGCUGCAAACAUAAUCGUAUUGAAUAGGUUCUCUUUUGUAAAUGUUUCUUUGUUUGUUCAAUCCUAUAGAAUGUAUUUAUAUAAACACUGUAUUUAACUAUGCAAUAUUAUCACUGUGUAAGAUUUGUGUGUUAUUACACAAACCAUUAAGUACCAAUGUCAAUUCUGUGCUACCAGUGGAUACCCUAAGGAUAUCUAUAUACAGUAUGCAUUUGUGACCUAGUUUUAGGGAUUUUUUUUUAUUUUGUUCUUUCCUCCUUUACAUUUGCUGUCGUGCCCCAUCGACUGCAUUGGUGAUCAAAUUAUGUGUGGACUUGCUGCUUUCCACAGUGCCCUCCAGUGGUACAGUAUUGGAAGUUUAAAGUUAGCUGUCCCAGUUUACGAUCAUUGUGUUCUAGAAUGUCCGGUAUCCUACAUGGUUCUCCUAUAGAAAACCACUGCUAGAGUCACUUCACGGUUUUUUUUGUUUGUUUGUUUUGUUUUCUUCCUUGGGCUUUAAUUUCAGACUGAAGGGGUUCAUAUAACAUUGUAUAGUGCCUUGUUUUUUGUGUACAGUUUAUAUACAGGAAAAAAUAGUCUGCAUUUUGGAAGCAGUUAUAAAAGCAUCUGAUAUUUGUACUUUAUAAUAGAAUACAUCUCAGUUUCUAAUACCUGAUGUAAACUUUAAAUGUGUAUUUUGUGAUAUAAGAACCUGAAUUAAAAACCAAAAAAAAAGCUUCACAGAA